GUGUUCACACACAAUUUGAACCAAAUUGUAUACAAAAAUUAUACACAGUGGGUACACUUAUAAUCCAGACAUAAACUUUUUGUUUGGACUCCGCACGGAAUAAUUUAUCCUCAAAAAGAGGAAGGGUUCAUCAAAUCAAAAGUAUAAAUAUUUUAGAAAGCGAGUUCCAAGAAAAUCCCAAUGAUAGAAAUUUGGCCAAAAAAAAUGCAUGAUAAACCCUUAUAUCACAUCUUAUUUCUAUGUUCGAAAAAUAUACAAUUUUAAUAUUACAUCGAGAAGAACAAAACAUUUGUCUUCAUCUGAGACAAGUUGGAAUAAGGCAGCAACCACGAAGGUUAGACAAAUAGCGCUCCAUAUAAACCACCCAUAAUCAGCUACCAGUACACCAUUAAGCCUUCUCCACGAACGUCUACUUGAUCAGCUUCUUCAGCUGAAGCCAUGAAAGAUAGCUUCAAUGCAAAUCCCAGGCCCCACUUCGUCAUCGUCCCUCUAAUGGCUCAAGGCCAUAUGAUCCCCGCAGUCGACAUGGCUCGUCUCCUCGCCGAUGGAGGUGCCACCAUCAGCUUCAUCACCACCCCGAUCAACGCCGCCCGCAUCCGCCCCAUCAUAGACAGAAUCCACAACUCCGCUCUCCCGAUCCGCUUCAUCGAACUCCGUUUCCCCUCCGCCGAAGCUGGCAUCCCCGAAGACUGCGAAAAUUUCGAUCUCAUCACAUCGGAGAAUCUCCUCAAACCAUUCGUCGAAGCCCUGCCUUUACUCUGUCCUCAGCUCGAGAGUUAUCUCCAGCAAAGCUCGACGCCGAAGCCCGAUUGCAUCAUCGCUGAUAACUGGCAUUAUUGGACGGUGGAGGUGGCGAGGAAAUUCGGGAUUCCUCGAUUGGUCUUUCACGGGCAAUCUUGCUUUUCUAUCUACUGCUCUACUGUGUUGAGGAGGAGGAAGAUGUUGGAUGAGAUUGAGGAUGAUUUUCAGGUUUUCGAGUUGCCGGAGAUGCCGGAGAAGAUAGAGGUGAUGAAGGCGCAAGUGAGGAGAUGGGUGGAUUCGCCGGACGGUUAUAAUAUUAGGCAAAUGUUUUACGCCGGCGAGGCGGCGGCGGAUGGGAUUGUUAUCAAUACGUUUGAUGAGCUGGAGCCCUGGUACAUAGACAGCUACAGAAAGAAGGCUAUCGGGAAAAAGGUUUGGACAAUUGGGCCGCUAUCUCUGUACAACAAGCACGUAGAGGACAGGGCAAGCAGAGGAAAACCCUCUUCCAUCGACGGCGGGGUUCUCCUCCAGUGGCUGAACGGAAAAACCAGCAACUCCGUCAUUCUCGUCAGCUUCGGCAGCAUAUCCCGCAACGCCUUCCCUCAAAUCAUCGAGAUCGGUUACGCUCUCGAAGCAUCCAAAAUACCCUUCAUCUGGGUUGUGAAGGAGGCCGAUUCUGCCGCUGCCGCCGCCGUCGGCGACAUCGAAACCGACAAGUGGAUGUCGGAGUUCGAGGAGAGGACGAGAUUGACUGGGCUCGUGAUCAGAGGAUGGGCGCCUCAAUCGGUGAUUUUAUCACACGAGGCGGUGGGGGGAUUCAUGACGCACUGUGGGUGGAACUCGACGCUGGAGGCCAUAGCGGCAGGGGUGCCGAUGGUGACUUGGCCGAGGUUUGGGGAUCAGUUUCUGAACGAGAGGAUGGUGGUGGAUGUGCUGAAAGUGGGUGUUGCGGUGGGGGUGAAGUUGCCGCCGACGAAGGUGGUGAUGGCGGCGGGGGAGAAAGGGCUGAGAGUGGUAAGGAGGGAGGAAGUCGAGGAGGCGGUGAGGAAGUUGAUGGGACGAGGGGAGGAAGCGGAGGAGAGGAGGAAGAGGGUGAGGGAGUUUGGGGUUAUGGCUUCGAAGGCUAUGGAAGAUGGCGGUUCUUCCUUUCACAAUUUGAAGGACCUUAUCAACUUCGCGGCCUCCCAUAGUACUUAACUUGAUGGGGAUUUGUCUAGCUAAGUAUUUUCUUUAAAAUUAAUCGUGGUUAUUAUUAUUUUCUUAAAUUAA
Molecule: messenger RNA, 2010 nt
Organism: Dendrobium catenatum
Lineage: Eukaryota; Viridiplantae; Streptophyta; Magnoliopsida; Asparagales; Orchidaceae
Product: UDP-glycosyltransferase 73C6-like
Exons: 2
Coding region: 439-1938 (499 amino acids)
Molecular function (GO): UDP-glycosyltransferase activity
Source: RefSeq, a predicted model, not a curated record